This is a messenger RNA of Cucumis melo (muskmelon), 1633 nucleotides long. RefSeq names its product anthocyanidin 3-O-glucosyltransferase 2-like. The transcript has a single exon. The record is from RefSeq and is a predicted model, not a curated record. NCBI's taxonomy places the organism in Eukaryota, Viridiplantae, Streptophyta, Magnoliopsida, Cucurbitales, Cucurbitaceae. The coding region runs from base 326 to 1561 and encodes 411 amino acids. Gene Ontology annotation, molecular function: UDP-glycosyltransferase activity.
AAACCAUAAUUACUAAAUGAAUUAUUACGGUAUCAAUUGGUAAUUAAUUUUCUGUAGAAAAAUGUAAACUUUAACCAUUUAAAAUAAGAAAAUAAAAAGGAGCUAUUUUUUCUUUUUAAAUUAAAUUAAACCCAUCUUCUUCCCCCAACUAACUAUACACUUUUACUGAAAUGAAGAAAGUGGAGCUCAUCUUAUCCCCACGCCGACCAUCAGCCACCUCACCUCCGCCAUCCAACUCGCCCACCUUCUCCUAAGUCCACACCCUUUUCUCUCAAUCACCAUUUUCAUCUUUAAAGACCCUUUCCCCACCAGAUCCCCCCAUCAAAUGCAAUCUCUCUGUUCCUCCUCUGCCAACGAUCGCCUUCGAUUCUUCACUCUCCCGGAGCAACCCAUCCCCGGCGACGCCAAAAAAGUCACCAUCCUCAAACCCCUUGUCGAAUCCCAGAAACAAAAUGUCGCCGACGCCGUCGCUAAUCUCAUCGCCGCGCCGGAUUCCCCUACACUCGCUGGCUUCGUCGUCGACAUGUUCUGUAUUCCAAUGGUGGAUGUUGCCAAACAAUUUUCUGUUCCCACUUUCGUCUUCUACACUUCUAGUGCUUCGUUCCUUUCCCUUCUCUUCCAUCUUCAAGAACUCUACGACCAUGAAUUCAAUCACAACAUGGACCAAUUGCUCAACUCUGCAACAGAGUUCGCCGUCCCGGGUUUCAAGAAUCCGAUUCCGAGGAAAGUGAUUUCCACCAUGUUUUACGAUAAGGAAACGAAUGAAUGGGCAUUCGAUAUCGCUCGCAAGUUCAGAGAAGCAAGUGGGUUUUUAGUCAACACAUUUUCCGAGCUCGAAUCCGGUGCAAUUAACUGGUUCGCCAAUCAGAAUCUCCCGCCGGUGUAUGCCGUCGGACCCAUUUUGAAUCUGAAGGAAAAAAAUCCUCAAAUAAAACGGGAUGAGAUAUUGAAGUGGUUAGACGAGCAGCCGCCGUCGUCGGUGGUGCUCCUCUGUUUCGGAUCAAUGGGAAUGUUCAACGAAUCUCAAAGCAAAGAGAUUGCAGAUGCCUUAGAGCGAAGUGGAGUCCGAUUCAUCUGGUCCAUACGGCAGGUACCACCGGAGAGCGUUCUGCCGGAAGGGUUCGUGGGUCGAACAAGGGGAAGGGGAAAGGUGAUGGGGUGGGCGCCGCAGAUGGAAAUAUUGGAACAUCCGGCGACGGGAGGGUUUGUGUCGCACUGCGGGUGGAAUUCAGUGCUGGAGAGUUUGUGGAGCGGUGUGGCGGUGGCGACGUGGCCGAUGUAUGCGGAGCAGCAGUUGAAUGCGUUUCAGCUGGCGGUGGAGUUGGGAGUGGCGGUGGAGGUGUCGUUGGAUUAUAGUAUGGUGGGGGCGGGGGAGGAGGAGUUGAGGGCGGAGAAGAUUGAGGCGGGGAUUAGAAAGUUAAUGGAAGGUUCAGAGGAGAUUAAGAAGGCAGUGAUGGUUAAGAGUGAGGAAAGUAAGAAGGCAACAAUGGAGGAUGGAUCUUCUUUUAAUGAUCUUAAUCGUUUUAUCAAUCAUGUGUUCCAUAAUAUUAAUACCCAUUGAUUUGACUUGUGUGUUUCAUCUACCAUGCCAUGAAGAAUGAAUGGGAGAAUACAGUUUGUUUCCUUUUCAAAA